Messenger RNA from Syzygium oleosum, 1503 nucleotides. RefSeq names its product probable WRKY transcription factor 27. Gene Ontology annotation, molecular function: transcription cis-regulatory region binding; DNA-binding transcription factor activity. The record is from RefSeq and is a predicted model, not a curated record. Bases 412 to 1344 code for a protein of 310 amino acids. Gene Ontology annotation, cellular component: nucleus. Gene Ontology annotation, biological process: regulation of DNA-templated transcription. Lineage: Eukaryota; Viridiplantae; Streptophyta; Magnoliopsida; Myrtales; Myrtaceae. The transcript has 3 exons.
AAUAGGAGCUAUUCUUAAAUGCGAAAAGUUCAAAGUCAUCCACGAAAGCGAAGUGCAAUGAAAGAUGGAGAAUAAACUUUUGCUGCAAUAGAUCCAAAAAAAGUCUUGGUGUCUCCUGCAACUUGCAUAUAAGAACGAAUGCCCUAUCUUCUGCUGAUCCAUGCAUUCGUUAUGUGUGCACAGUCCCAUAGUUUAAAAUUGUCUGACUUCUUUCCCAAAGUCAAACCCAGGAUAUGGAUGCAAGAACUGGGGUUUGAGGCGAAACUGGAGACUUCAAGCUCGCAACUUUUGAACUCAUGACCCAAAUCUCUCCCAAUAUAUAAACCACCUCCUCCCUCACCUUUUUCAUCUAACUUCAAUCUUUCUUUCUUUUUUGGGAAAUUUUGUCUCCUAAUAUUCUCCCACAAAGAAAUGAAUUCCGAGCACGUCGAUGAUUGGGAUCUGCAGGCCAUCGUCGGGGGGUGCGGCGUCGGCGAGACUUAUUACGACGUCACGGAUUACAUGGCGUGGGGGUCUGUCGCCGAUUUGCGACAGGAAGAGAUUCUCUUCGGCGGGUUUUCCGAGUUUGCCCAGACGUCAGCGCUCUUAGAUGAUCUGGAGCUGCUCUACAAGCCAUUCUAUCCGGAACCACCGUCCGUCUGCGAUGCAGCGUUGAAAUCCGAAGAAGUGAUUGAAGAGGCUGAGAAUAAGCCGAAGGAAGAAGAGUCCUUGACGGAUGCUUCAGCAACAAGCCAGGGAGUUCAUUAUGGUGAAGCUAAACAAAGGAGGAGGAAAAAUCAGCAGAAGAGGGAGGUGCACCAUGUGACGGCCAACGGGGUGUCGUCGGACAUGUGGGCUUGGCGCAAGUACGGCCAGAAACCUAUCAAAGGUUCGCCCUAUCCCAGGAGCUACUAUAGGUGCAGCAGCUCAAAGGGUUGUUUGGCAAGGAAACAAGUCGAGCAGAGCAGCUCCGAUCCUGGGGUCUUUGUCGUGACCUACACCGGCGAGCACUGCCACACCCGCCCGACUCGCCGGAACGCGCUCGCUGGCAGCACCAGGAACAAGUUCGCUUCCCCUAAAGCAAAGCAAUCCUCCAUAGUUAAAGGCAACAGGCACACGCCUCUAGCCGACAGCACACGCAACUCUCCGAGCCUGACCACCACUCGGUCUCCAACGACUCCUCCGCUCAUCGUGACUCAUUCUGAAGAAGACAAGGAGCAAUUGUCCAGCUGCGGGAGCGGGUCAUCGGGUGGGAGUGACGAGAUUAACCUCGACCCGACGUUGUUCUUCGGCAAUGAAAUGUUCAUGGGGUUCGAGGAGUUGAACGACAUGGUUAUGGAUCUAGGCCUUGCCGGCUGCAGCUAAAAUCACCACCGAAGAAGCACGAAACGCAGAACUCGUUCGCCAGGACAAGAUCAAUCAAUCAUAUCUUGUAGUAUUUUUGUCUAAGUGAUGACCGUUGUUCACGUUUGCUUCUCAAUUGUAAAGAUCGAAAAGGAAAUAGAAGAUCCAUAAUUUACGACA